AUGAAAUGGAUCUGUGAAGAAUGUGGUAAGAUUUUAUUUUUUUAAAUGGCCGUAAUGUCUGCCUGAUGUUUGGCAAAUUUUGACAUAAAUAAGUGAAGAAAAAACCCAAACAAAUGUACUCCGCUCCGGUCUCGGUCGGAGCUAAGUGCUCAUGCUCUGACAAUGGCCGCCCUGCGACUGCGGCUACCACGAGCCUCGGCCACCACGGCUCUCUCAGGCGUCCCCCGCCAAACUGCAAUCCCAGAUGAGGAACUCCUGCCGCCGCCGCCGCCGCGCGGGCCCAAUAAUGCCCACCUGAACGCGCUGCUCACGUCCUACGGCCGCCGCGGCAUGCUCCGCGACGCCCAGCAGCUGUUCGACAGGAUGCCCCGCCGGGACGUCAUCUCCUGGACCGCGCUCCUCACCGCCUACGCCGACAACGGCGACCCGGCCUCCGCGCGCCUCGUCUUCGACGACAUGCCCCGCCGCAACGCCGCCUCCUGGAACGCGCUGCUCUCGCUCUACCUCCGCGCGGGCCAGCCGGCCGCCGCGCACGCGCUCUUCUCCAAGAUGCCGGCCAGGAACGCGGUGUCCUAUGGCGCCAUGAUCUCGGGCCUCGCUAGGGCCGGGAUGCUCCGCGAGGCCGAGGCGGUGUUUGCCGAGAUGCCGUGGCGAUGGCGGGACCCGGUUGGGUCGAACGCGCUGAUCGCCGCGUACGUGAGGGCUGGGGAGCUCUCGUUGGCGCUGAGGGUGUUCGAGGGAAUGGCCGUGAGGGAUGUCAUUUCUUGGACCGCGGUGGUCGACGGGCUCUGCAAGAAUGGCAGCGUGCUGGAGGCGAGGAAGGUGUUUGAGGCCAUGCCGGAGCGGAAUGUGGUGUCGUGGACCUCGAUGAUUCUUGGGUAUGUAAAACUUGGGAGGCGCAGAGAUGGUCUGCUGCUGUUCCAGAACAUGAGAAGGGAAGGUGUUCAGGUUAAUACAACGACGCUCUCAGUCGCGUUGGAUGCUUGUGCCGAGUCCAGCCUUGUCAGGGAAGGAAUUCAGAUUCACGGUUUGAUUAUAGCAAUGGGGUUUGAAAUGGAUGUUUUCUUAGGUGAUUCAUUGAUCACCUUGUAUUCACGGUUUGGUUGGAUGGUUGAUGCUAGAAGGGUGUUUGCUUACAUGACGUGGAAAGACGUAGUGUCAUGGAACUCGUUGAUCACAGGCUAUGUUCAGCAUAACAUGGUCGAAGAAGCACAUGUGCUGUUCAAGUUAAUGCCUGAGAAGGAUGCUGUUUCUUGGACAUCGAUGGUUGUUGGGUUUGCUAACAGGGGUUGGAUUACAGAGGCCAUAGAACUUUUCGAGCAAAUGCCAGGAAAAGAUGAGGUUGCUUGGACUGCGGUUAUUUCUAGUCUCGUUACAAAUGGAGACUAUUUAAGUGCAGUGCGGUGGUUUUGUCGCAUGGCACAAGAAGGCUGCAAGCCCAAUACAAUAGCUUUUAGUUGUCUACUCAGUGCUUUGGCUAGCCUAACAAUGUUGAAUCAGGGAAUGCAAGCUCAUGCAUAUGCAAUCAACAUGGGAUGGAUAUUUGACUCUUCUAUUCACACUUCUUUGGUAUCAAUGUACGCAAAAUGCGGAAGAUUGGCUGAGGCUUAUCAUGUUUUCUCGAGCAUUAGCAAUCCAAGUCUUAUUGCUACUAAUUCUAUGAUUACAGCAUUUGUGCAACAUGAUUUGGUUGAAGAUGCAUUCAAACUUUUUACCAAAAUGCAAAAUGAUGGCCACAAGCCUAACCAUGUGACAUUCUUGGGAAUUCUGACUGGCUGUGCACGUGCUGGUUUGGUUCAACAAGGUUAUAACUAUUUCGGAUCAAUGAAAUCGGUCUAUGGUAUUGAACCAAACCCUGACCACUACACAUGUAUGGUUGAUCUUUUAGGUCGUGCAGGCCUCCUUGCUGAAGCACUGGAAAUGAUUAACUCGAUGCCCCAGAAUGAUAAUUCUGAUGCAUGGGCAGCUUUGCUCAGUGCUAGCAGUCUGCAUUCUAGUCUCACUUUUGCAAAAAUAGCAGCACAAAAGCUUCUUGAGAUGGAUCCUUAUGAUGCAACAGCCUACACAGUGCUGUCAAAUAUGUUCUCAUCUGCAGGGAUGAAAAAUGAUGAAGAAAUGCUGAAAGUUGUACAGUUAUCCAACAUGGCCAGUAAAAGCCCUGGCUAUAGCCUUAUUACUGGAUAAGGCCACAUCGAACAGAACACACAGUGAACACUUCUAGAGCUUCAGUUCUUGGUAACUGGCAGAUGAAACACAAGGAUAUCAAAUUCAUAUCACAACUGUUCUAAUACCAAGAGUUGAUGUUGAUUAUGUUGGUUGUGCCUGUCUAUGCGUACACGACGUUGAGAAAUGAAAAUUGAAGUGACGUUGAAAAGAGCUCACAUCAUCAUGCGCAGUUCCUAGUUAAUGCUAAAUAUUUGUGGCUAGCUGACCGGAUGAUUGUUGAUAUGAACAUUGUGCAUGUAGGUGGUCUGGAUCCAUUUUUGGCAGGCACUGCAGAAGUGAAGGACCUAUGCACAGAAUUCACCUGCCGCUACAGAGAAGUGCUAAAGAACAAGAAAAUGUUGGCUGCUGCUUAAAUUCAACAACAUUUAUGUAGGAGAUAGUUUGUUGAUCAAUGGAUAACGAAUUGGUUUCUCCACUGAGCGAAGUCUAAGGUCGAUUCUAGCGAGACAACUAUACCCAAGUGUAUUGGAAAAAACUCAACAGGACGAAGCUCAGGCUCCCACCUGGACCUCCAAGAUGGCCAAUCUUUGGGAACCUUCUCCAGCUGAGUCCUCUUCCCCACAAGGACUUUGCUCGCUUUUGCACCAAGUAUGGCCCCC
Brachypodium distachyon (stiff brome) is the source of this 2825-nucleotide messenger RNA. Its product is annotated as pentatricopeptide repeat-containing protein At1g53600, mitochondrial. The record is from RefSeq and is a predicted model, not a curated record. Gene Ontology annotation, molecular function: protein binding; RNA binding. The coding region runs from base 163 to 2184 and encodes 673 amino acids. The transcript has 3 exons. Gene Ontology annotation, biological process: RNA modification. NCBI's taxonomy places the organism in Eukaryota, Viridiplantae, Streptophyta, Magnoliopsida, Poales, Poaceae.